GAGUGGUUCGGGCGUGGUUCCGCGUGUUUCAAACAUAACCUUCAAUAACCUCUUUUAUUCAACCGCAUGUGCACUACGCACAAGUGUGAAAAAUGGCUAAAUCUCUACGCAGUAAAUGGAAAAGGAAAUGCAGGGCGAUCAAGAGAGAACGUUACGCGGUAAAAGAAUUAGACAGACUGAAGAAAACUCUUGGUAUUGAUGCUAAUUCAUCGAAGGAUGUCGAAAUGGCAGACAUUAGCGAAAUCGCUACUGUUGUCAACGCUGAAAAAGUAAAAGAAGAUGUGAAGGCUAAGCGGGUCAAAGAUGCGGAGCCUCAGACCGAGACAGGUGAAGAACAGAUGGAAGUGGAAGGUGCUAGAGUGUAUAAUAAGAAAACAUUACGGGAUCAAUAUGGCAAUUAUCCUGCGUGGAUGAGCCACAGGAAGAUAAUGAAGCACAAAAAGGGCAGAGCAAAAACGAAAAAAGCAACCAAGAAGCCAGGCAAGAGACUUACUAGACGACAGAAGAAAGCAAAGGAAGAAAAAUAAAAUUCUUUAAUUGUCGAAUCAAUUUUUAUGUUACUUACUAAUUUUUAAAUAUUAUGAAUA
Temnothorax curvispinosus is the source of this 587-nucleotide messenger RNA. RefSeq names its product protein LLP homolog. Gene Ontology annotation, cellular component: nucleolus. NCBI's taxonomy places the organism in Eukaryota, Metazoa, Arthropoda, Insecta, Hymenoptera, Formicidae. Gene Ontology annotation, molecular function: RNA binding. The transcript has 2 exons. The record is from RefSeq and is a predicted model, not a curated record. Gene Ontology annotation, biological process: dendrite extension. The coding region runs from base 93 to 527 and encodes 144 amino acids.